This is a messenger RNA of Triticum aestivum (bread wheat), 1414 nucleotides long. Its product is annotated as dof zinc finger protein DOF3.4. The coding region runs from base 66 to 971 and encodes 301 amino acids. Lineage: Eukaryota; Viridiplantae; Streptophyta; Magnoliopsida; Poales; Poaceae. The record is from RefSeq and is a predicted model, not a curated record. Gene Ontology annotation, biological process: regulation of DNA-templated transcription. The transcript has a single exon. Gene Ontology annotation, molecular function: DNA binding; DNA-binding transcription factor activity.
UCAGACCCCCACUCCUGUUCAAACUGCCCCUCCGCCUGUCAGCUUGCUCUGCCAACCCACCAGAGAUGCUGCUGCUUCCCGUCGUACUCCCACUGUCGUCCUGCACCGCCACCCCACCACUUCCAUUGUCUUCUUCCUGCACCCCCCGCUACAUAUUGGCUCACCGUCCCGCGCCAUCUUCUUGCAAUCUCAGUUACCGGCAAGUGAGAGCUCGAUCGGUCGUCCGGCUUAGGUUGUUCAGGUUUCUUGGAGCGAUGGUUCGUAUUACGGCCAUGGACCAGCUGGAGGCGGAGGAGGUGGUGGUCAGGGCGCCGGCGGCGUCCGGCGGGGUGAGGAGGGCCGGGGAGCCGGAGAGGCUGGCGCAGUGCCCCUGCCCGCGCUGCGAGUCCACCGACACCAAGUUCUGCUACUACAACAACUACAACCUCUCGCAGCCGCGCCACUUCUGCAGGGGCUGCCGCCGCUACUGGACGCGCGGGGGCGCGCUCCGCAACGUGCCCGUCGGCGGCGGCACGCGCAAGCCCAACGGCAGCCCCGCCGCCGUCCGCCGCAAGCGCCCCUCCCACUCCCACUCCCACUCCCACCACGCCGUCCCCGCCGCCGCCGCCUCUCAGGCCGCGCCGGUCGUCCCGCUCUCGGUCUCCGCGCCCGCGCCGCUCCCGCUGCCGCUGCUCCAGCCGCAGCCGCAGCCGCAGCCGCAGCAGUACGAGCUGACCUUCCUGCCGGCGUCCCUUUCGGCGGUGGACCCCGACCGCCGCCUGCUCGACCUCGGCGGCAGCUUCAGCUCCCUGCUCGCGCCGCCCGCGCCGCUGCUGCCCAACUUCGCCACCAGCUUCGUGUUCGGCGGCGCCGGCGCGGGGAUGGCAAUGGCCCACGCUCACGUCCCUGCUCUGCCGCAGCCGGCGCCGGUGGCAUCCCAGGCGCUGCCGGAGAGCUUCUGGGGCAUGGGGUGGCCGGACCUGUCCAUCUAGAGUCUCCAUCAACCUCCCCACCGGCCGGCGCGCGCAUCGCCAAGAUCAUGGAUGACGGCGGCCAAGCUCUAAUCGAUCUAGCAUUUUCUUUCGUUGACGGUAGCUUGUUAAUUAGUGUUACUUCUGCAUCCAUCCAUCCAUCCUCCAUGGUUAUCUUUUUGAGAGCUUUCGAAGCGAUCUUGAUCAAUCCGUCAGAGCUAGCGAUGAGUAUUUUGUUAGUUAGGUUCGUUCAGGAGAAAUGGUGCGGUUAUGAGAGUCGAUCUGAGGAUGGUGGUGAAGAUACUCAUGUUAAUCCGUGUGUUUUGUACUGUGUCCGCGACUGCAUGCAUGGUCUGCAGUCUGCUGAUGGUGCCAAGCGUAGAACUGAAACUGGAACUGAUGGAACGAUCGACGAUGGUAGCUUAUUGAUGUUGAAAAUGCAAGUCUUGUUUCCUUUGAUUUCA